AUGAUGACAAUACAGGCCGAAAAGUUUACGCCAGAGGUGCUCCUCUCGGCGCCACGGCGCUCGCCUGGCGUGCCCAAUGCCAUAGGCGAGCUCGUCUUAUACACGGUCUCGACAUACUCCUUCGACACCCACUCCAAGACGGCGCAGAUCCGCGUCCUCAACAUCAAAGAGGGAACGUCGCACCUGAUCUCCGAAGAUUCCGCAGCCAGCGACCCAAUCUGGAUCGGCGAAAAGGAGAUUGCCUAUGUCAAGAGCCUCGACAACGGUGCCUCGGCACUGGUGGCGCAACAUGUUCUCGAUCCAAAUGACGGAAGCAUCUCCAGUCUAAAGGCUAAGCCUUUGUCCGCAGACAAGGUGGCCUUCUGCGCUGUCGCUCUGACAACCCCCGAUGGGCAAAUGUACACCCCGGCUUCGGAACCCAAGUCUCACACAUCAGCCAAGAUCUACACGUCCCUAUUUGUGCGACACUGGGACUCCUGGAACACCGAAAACAAAAACUCGCUUUGGUACGGCCAGCUGGAGAAGGUUGACGGGAAAUGGACUCUUGGAAACUCGGCCCUUACCAACCUGCUUGCCGGCACUGCUCUCAGCUCUCCUGUGCCUCCAUUUGGAGGUGCCGGCGAUUUCGAUGUAUCCUCGACUGGCAUUGUCUUUGUCGCAAAGGAUCCUGAAUUGAACCAUGCUAGAAACACCAAGACUGACCUCUACUUUGUUCCCCUGGCUUCAUUCUUGGACAAGCCCAGCUUCCCCCAGAUUGUAAAGACGGGAAGGUUGCUCGGAUACUCAAGCUCUCCCGUCUUUUCGAACGAUGGCAAGCAGGUUGCCUUCUUGCGCAUGAAAUCCCAGCAAUAUGAGGCAGACAAGACGAGGCUCUUGCUGAUUCCGGAUGUAACCGAUCUGAGCAACGUUCAGGAAUUCUACGAGACAGAGGAUGAUAAGGGAGGUUGGGACUGUAGGCCCGAUUGGAUCGUCUGGAGCCACGACAACAAGGAAUUGUAUGUUGCGGCAGAGAAGCACGCCCGCGUUGUCCUGUGGAAGCUCCCAUCCUCACCGCUGGAAGCCAAAUCUCUUCCUACCCCAAUCCACGAGGAUGGGUCUGUCGCCGAGGCGAGAGUUCUCGGUAGCAGCUCAUCGCUGUUGAUUACAACGAGGUCGCGAGUCGAAAGCUCCAACUACUCGAUCCUUGAUCCUGAAUCUAAAUCGGCCACUACCAUCUCUUCAAGCUCGAAACAGGGCCGAACUUUCUCCCUCAACAGAUCACAGUGCCAGGAGAUUUGGUACAAGGGCUCAAAGGGUUAUCCCAUCCAUGCUUUAGUCACCUUACCCUCGACCUUUGACUCCUCCAAGAAGUAUCCUCUGGCUUUCUUCAUCCAUGGCGGUCCUCAAGGUGCUUGGGGAGACGACUGGAGCACUCGGUGGAACCCAGCCAUUUUUGCCGAGCAGGGCUACGUCGUUGUGAGCCCCAACCCGACUGGUAGCACGGGCUAUGGUCAAGACCAUACCGAUGCUAUCCAGAACAACUGGGGUGGCGAUCCUUAUGUGGACUUGGAACUAUGCUUUGAGUAUCUGGAGAAGGAAGUGAGCUACAUAGACACAACCAGGGCUGUGGCUCUCGGUGCGUCUUAUGGAGGCUACAUGAUUAACUGGAUCCAGGGCCAUGAUCUUGGACGAAAGUUCAAGGCAUUGGUAUGCCACGAUGGAGUCUUUUCGACUCUCAACCAGUGGUCUACGGAAGAGCUGUUCUUCCCUGAGCAUGACUUUGGUGGCACCCUCUGGGAGAACAGGGAGGGCUACGAGAAGUGGGAUCCCGCCAAGCACGUUGGAAACUGGGCCACGCCGCAGCUGGUCAUACACAACGAGCUCGACUACCGCCUGCCCAUUUCCGAGGGGCUGGCCAUGUUUAACGUCCUUCAGGCUCGUGGCGUGCCAAGCAAGUUCGUCAUGUUCCCAGACGAGCAUCACUGGGUGCUGAAGCCAGAGAACUCUUUGGUCUGGCACAGGGAGGUGCUGAACUUUAUCAACAAGUACAGUGGAAUCUCUGAAGAGAAAUAA
This is a messenger RNA of Trichoderma aggressivum f. europaeum, 2052 nucleotides long. RefSeq lists its product as uncharacterized. Gene Ontology annotation, molecular function: serine-type endopeptidase activity. The transcript is spliced from 6 exons. Gene Ontology annotation, biological process: proteolysis. NCBI's taxonomy places the organism in Eukaryota, Fungi, Ascomycota, Sordariomycetes, Hypocreales, Hypocreaceae. The record is from RefSeq and is a predicted model, not a curated record. Bases 1 to 2052 code for a protein of 683 amino acids.